GAAGUCGUAAAUCCGCCAUGUUUUUCCAUCGGUAGCGUUGCGACAGAGACGGAGAAACCAAACGACAUGAAUGUAGAAAGUAAUCAUACGGCAGAGAGAGAGAGCGAGCAAACGGAUCACGGCAACGCCGUUGCUGUCCAAACUACUCUCGGAGACGAAGAUGAGGAUGUGCACAAAUGCGGUCGGUGUCAGGCGGAGUAUUCUACCCUUGAUGCUUUCAUUCAACACAAGCUGCUACAGAACUGCAAACGGCCGCUUGACUUACAGGAGCAGGUCGUGGUAUCCAGAGAUGCUACCCAAGAGGUUUCGGCACCCUCUGAAACCCACACCGAAGUUACGAAAUUGGUUGAGGAGGCAUCUUCAGAUGAACCCGAGAAAACCGAAACCACCGGUGAGCCAGACGUGCUGCUGGGCCGAGGACAGCGGCGGCGGACUGCUUCAGCGAAGGCCUGUGAAAGGGUCGUCCACAGCAGUAAGCCACAGCUCUCCGACACCUCGGACAACUCCAAGCAAGCAUAUGAAGUGAAUGAGGCGGGACGCUACGUCUGUUACAUGUGUGACAAAACAUUUAAGACAACCAACAUCCUAAGGACCCAUUUGAACACCCACAGUGAGCAGAAGAACUUCGCCUGUGAGCUAUGUGGAUCUGCAUUCCGCACCAAAGGCUCUCUGAUUCGCCACUAUCGCCGCCAUACAGACGAGCGUCCAUACCGGUGUGUUCUCUGCGGCUUGUCCUUCCGAGAGUCUGGGGCCCUCACCAGGCAUCUGAAGUCCAUCACACCCUGCACGGAGAAGAUCCGCUUCCACCAGUUCAGUGAGAUCUUGGUCGGAAAGGACGGUAUUCAGAAAGAAACGAUGGUGGUGCUGGAGCCCCGCCCCCCCCUGGAUGACUCAGAGGUCGUACAACAAGUGCACUUCACAGUGGAGGAACAACAGGUGGUAGUGGAGCAGGUACCUGCUGAGACGCUGGUAGCUACUGAGGCCGUGGGGGACAGCCUCAUCUGCCAGGCCAUCAUCAACUCUGGCAUCGGCCUCGAGACGGAGACCACCAUGCCAGCAGAAACGACAACAACGAUGGCGGUGGCGGCGGUGGUGGAGGAGGUGGGGCAGGAGGAGGUAGAAGAGGAGGAGGUAGAAGAGGAGGAGGUAGAAGAGGAGGAGGUAGAGGAGGAGGGGGAACACCAACAGUCACCCGAGACAAUCGAAAAAGUGCUCUUUCAAGACCCAGAUUCGGAGCAGAUCCAUGUUACUGAGGAGUGUGUAGAGAUGGAGUUGGAGAUGGAGGAGGUGGAAGAUAUGUCGGAAGGAGAAGAGUUUCAAAAAUUGGCGAAAUUGCACAAAUGUCCACACUGCAACCGUUCCUUCAAGGGCCUCAACUACCUGCGCUUUCACAUCAAGGGCCACUCUGGCUACAAGCCCUUCAGGUGCACGCUGUGCCAGAAGGAGUUCCUGACGGGUUACCUUCUGAAGAAGCACAUGGACGUGCACGUGAGCGAGAGGCGGUACAAGUGCGGCGAGUGUGGCAAGCUCUACAAGACCAUUGGGCACGUGCGCGAGCACAUGCGUGCCCACUCGGAUGAGCGGCCCUACCACUGCACCAAGUGCAACAAGGGGUACAAGACUAAGAACGCCGUGCAGGUCCACCUGCGCACCCAUGCGGAGGACAAGCCCUUCGUGUGCCAUUUUUGCCUGCGCGGCUUCCGGGAGAAGGGAUCCCUGGUGCGCCACAUCCGCCACCACACCGGGGAGAAGCCCUACAAGUGCACCAAGUGUGGGCGAGGCUUUGCCGAGCACGGCACCCUCAACCGCCACCUGCGCGCCAAAGGUGGGUGCCAGAAGGAGGACGAGUCUAAGGAGGCGCACGACGACAGCGGGGGCGGGGACGAGGGGGACGAGGAGCAGCAGGAGACUGCAGACAGCCUGGCCACGGCCGCCAUCAUCUCAGAGGACCCCCACACCGUGUUGGUGGAGUUCUCCUCCGUGGUGGCCGACACCCAGGAGUACAUCAUAGGGACUCCAGCAGGAGAGGCGGUGCAGGGAGAGGAGGUCACGCUUAUCCAAGCCACUGAGAAUCAGAUGGGCAACCACAUCAUGCGGGUGGUGCAGGAGAUCGUCAACCAGUCGCGCGGCGCCGGGGGCGUGGGCGGCCGGCAAAUCAUUGUGCGCAACACUGAGCUCGACGAGGAGGGCGCGUCCAUCUCGGACUGCGGCGACACCAUCACCAUCGCCACGCCCGAGAGCCUGACCAAGCAGGUGGCCAUGACGCUGGCCAGCGCCAUCAGCGACGGCACACUGCUGGCCACGAGCGGCACCACGGUGGAGACGGUGGGCGGCACGGUCACAAUGGUGACCGCUGCCACGGACGACGAAGCCGUCGCCACCCAGGAGUGCAUGGAGGUGAUGGUGCAACAUCAGCACGGGGGGGACUUUGUCCUCUCGGCCACGGAGGAGGUGGAGAUACAGACGGUGGUGGUGUGAGACCAGAGACUACUGGGAAGAGAAUUAUGUAUGGUCGCUCACCUCAAGUGUUGAAGUCUGGAGAUGUAGGUGGCGGGGAUCCGUCUGUGGUCCUCCGAUGCUGUUAAAUGAGGCCAAAGUAUUUUUAAGCUUGAACUUUCAUGGCAAAGACUUGAUGUUUUAGUUUUGAGAUUGGAAAACGGGAGUUGUGUAUUUUAUUUAAUGAUGAUGCUGCAACGAAAGCUUGUGACACAUUACACAUGAAUUACAGACAUUUAGUUUAUUCCAAUCAACAGGAUUUUUGUGUGUGUGCUAGUGCUAAUGAGAUGUUGAUAUUAUGCAUACAUUAGAGUUGUAUUUCUGGGAGAAUGAGAGGAAAUAAGGCCUUGACGGAGUUGACAGUUUUUACUACACACAAUGGCUAGUUUGUGUUGUAGCCCAGUCUCAUGUCUUUAUAAGCAAAACACAUACACCACAUGUAUACGGUGCCUAAAUUGCGGUGCCAAUCUUAAGGAUAGGUCUGGGUUUUGUUUUUAAACCAUAAAGUAUUGAGAUUGUUGUGUUGCAAGAUUAGCACGCCACAGGAACGGCUAAUAUUACCUUUUUUUGUUUUUUGUUAACAGAUCGCUUAGCGAUUGACAUAAUUAGUUUUUCCUUCUUGGUGAGUUUCGAUGCAGUUUAAAUUAACUAGUGUAGACCUCAGAGAUUUAAUGUUUAAAAGUAGUUUUCACAUGCAUCAAUCCAAUUUCGGGGAUAUGUUUUUCAACAGAAAAUCUAAAUAGCAUAAUGGAGACCUACUGUUGGGUAGCUUGCCUAGUUUUCAGAAGAGUAUUAAUUGAGUUUGUAUCACCUGUUGCCCCUGGUCUAGUUAAAGCUUCUGAAAUGUCAUCACCUCACCAAGUAAGAUCUGCAUGACAAUGUGUACGUUUUAGUAGGGUCUUUGUACACACAAAAUGCUUCGCAAACUUGCUUCGAGGUAACUGAAAGGUCACGUGAUGAUUUGACCGGAUGUCCUUCUGAACUUCUCCACGUCAAAGAGAGUGGUAUCAAAGCUAAACAGUAUUUGUGGUGAGGCGAGAGAUUAGUAUGUGCGAUUUGUCUUGCAUAACAAGUGUACUGUAACAAACAAACCCAAACCUACUGGAUAUCAAAAUAAACUGCUUUUGAUAAGA
This is a messenger RNA of Gadus morhua (Atlantic cod), 3629 nucleotides long. It is a transcript of the gene e4f1, whose product is annotated as E4F transcription factor 1. NCBI's taxonomy places the organism in Eukaryota, Metazoa, Chordata, Actinopteri, Gadiformes, Gadidae. Gene Ontology annotation, cellular component: nucleus. The record is from RefSeq and is a predicted model, not a curated record. Gene Ontology annotation, molecular function: RNA polymerase II transcription regulatory region sequence-specific DNA binding; DNA-binding transcription factor activity, RNA polymerase II-specific. Bases 67 to 2478 code for a protein of 803 amino acids. Gene Ontology annotation, biological process: regulation of transcription by RNA polymerase II. The transcript is spliced from 14 exons.